This is a messenger RNA of Phacochoerus africanus (Common warthog), 3160 nucleotides long. It is a transcript of the gene TIGD2, whose product is annotated as tigger transposable element derived 2. Gene Ontology annotation, cellular component: nucleus. NCBI's taxonomy places the organism in Eukaryota, Metazoa, Chordata, Mammalia, Artiodactyla, Suidae. The transcript has 2 exons. The record is from RefSeq and is a predicted model, not a curated record. The coding region runs from base 1233 to 2810 and encodes 525 amino acids. Gene Ontology annotation, molecular function: DNA binding.
UCGCCGCCAGCCGCCGCCGCCGCCGCCGCCGCCGCGCCACCAGUGUCAGCCUCCCCCGGGAGACUCCAUUUGCUCUCAGGGCGGUGUGGCCGCCGCGAAGGCGGGCGGAGAGCGAUGCCCCCGGCCCGCGGCCUGGCGUCCCCCGGGCCCAGCGCCCGCCCGCUCGCUGCCUGGCUGCGGCGGUGACAGCCUGGUCGCUGGCGUCCACGGAGGAAUCCGGGCUCCCUCCCCGUGCGCGGAGACGUCCUGCGUUCCGGAGCUCGCCCUGCGGGGAGAGGCCCUCGCUAACGCGGCUGCUCCCUGCCCUCUUACUCUCAGGAGGUUUCCGAGGCUCCGAGUGCCUAGACAGCCCCCAACAGGAACUUGGCCCAUCGAGGAUCAUCUUUCACCAGGAUUAUUGUAACAUCUUCACUGAGCCUUCCCCCCACUCCCCUCUGAGACCUGAUUUCUGCCAAUGAAGUUUUCCGAUGCUUUCUUUCACCAUGGGGCACCACUUAUUGUUCACCUUUUUCCGUUUCAGUUGCCCAACACAUUAGGUAGACGUUUGUGUUGUGUUAAAGUACAAAGUUGCUGCCUGUCCACUUUCACCUCAUUCGCACUGCUCCCGUCUGUCCAGCUUGCCUUAUCUUGCUUGCCUACGACGUCCAUAACUGCUCACUUGCGUAAUCUAUAGCAUUCCUCUCCCGAAAGGCAGCCUUCCGUACAGCGCACAGCCCCACAAAGACAGCAGCAGUCAGGGGGCCGAGCUUUCCCAUUACAUCUUCCUAUCUGUUGAAGUAAGUCUGCACGUCUCGUCUGAAGCUGUUCCCUAGCCCCUUUCCCUAAAUACCCCCGCCUAAGUCUUAGUUCCUUUGACCUGGAGCCUCACCUGUAACAAGGGCGAGAGGAAUUCAGUUUGCAAUAGGACUGUUGUAGAGCCCUUGCGGGUGCCCUAUUGGUUGCCAUCUCUACGGAGAUUACAGUUCAUGAAAAGACCUUAAACUCAGCGAGGAGGAAGCGAGAUAGAAGGUAGGAUUAACGGGAGCUAGUCCUUGUGGAAGGACCUUUGUAAGUUUUGCAACAGCAGAGUGAAGAGACUUACCCAGGCCUUCGCCUGGAAAUUGGCCAGUACCCUGUCCAUCUAGGUUCCUGGGAGACGGGGAAGGGAUCUUAAAACUCCAUUUUCUCGUCUCCUUGUGUUCAAACUGUCGUUCAAUCUCCUGUUCCGGUAAAUAUAAAAUCCUGGAUGCAAAAUGCUGGGGAAACGGAAGCGUGUGGUGUUGACAAUUAAGGACAAGCUUGACAUUAUCAAGAAGCUGGAGGAAGGCAUCUCUUUCAAAAAACUUUCUGUGGUGUAUGGAAUUGGUGAGUCCACAGUUCGUGAUAUUAAAAAGAACAAGGAAAGGAUAAUAAACUAUGCAAACAGCUCAGAUCCUACAAGUGGGGUCUCCAAACGGAAGUCAAUGAAGUCAUCAACCUAUGAGGAGCUUGACAGAGUUAUGAUCGAGUGGUUCAACCAACAGAAAACAGAGGGGAUUCCGGUGUCUGGAACGAUUUGCGCAAAACAAGCCAAGUUCUUUUUUGACGCUCUGGGGAUGGAAGGUGAUUUUAAUGCAUCGUCUGGCUGGCUGACUCGGUUUAAGCAGCGCCACGGUAUUCCAAAGGCUGCUGGUAAAGGAACAAAAUUAAAAGGAGAUGAAACCGCUGCCCGUGAGUUUUGUGGUAACUUUCAGGAAUUCGUUGAGAGAGAGAAUCUACAACCUGAGCAGAUUUAUGGAGCUGAUCAAACUGGAUUGUUUUGGAAAUGCCUCCCCUCAAGGACAUUAGCUUUUGAAACCGAGCAGAGUGCUUCUGGUUAUAGGUCAAGCAGAGAGAGAAUUAUUAUUAUGUGUUGUGCAAAUGCCACAGGUUUACACAAACUUAAUCUUUGUGUGGUGGGAAAAGCCAAAAAACCUCGUGCAUUCAAAGGAGCUGACCUUUCAAACCUUCCUGUCACUUAUUUCAGUCAAAAAAGUGCAUGGAUAGAACACUCUGUUUUCCGACAGUGGUUUGAGAAAUACUUUGUGCCACAGGUACAGAAACAUUUGAAAUCCAAGGGGCUUCUAGAAAAAGCCGUGCUGCUUUUGGAUUUCCCCCCAGCGCAUCCAGACGAAGAACUGCUGAGGUCAGAUGACGGCAGAAUAAUUGUGAAAUAUUUACCGCCAAAUGUCACCAGUCUCAUUCAGCCUAUGAGCCAAGGCGUUCUAGCCACAGUGAAAAGAUACUACCGAGCAGGACUUCUCCAGAAAUACGUGGAUGAAGGAAUUGACCCCAGAAUGUUCUGGAAGAACUUGACCGUGUUAGAUGCAAUUUAUGAAGUGUCAAGGGCGUGGAACAUGGUAAAGUCAAGCACCAUAACCAAAGCCUGGAAAAAACUCUUCCCUGGCAGCGAAGAGAGCUCAGGCAUGAACAUUGACGAAGGAGCCAUUUUAGCGGCUAACUUAGCCACCGUUUUGCAAAACACAGAAGACUGCGAACAUGUUGACCUUGAGACUCUCGACCAGUGGUUUGACUCCCGGAGCAACGACUCGAGCUGUCAGGUGCUGACUGACAGCGAAGGUGCCGAGGACCCGGCCAAGCCUGCCGAGCACAAGCCUUCCAGCAAGAUGCGAAGAGCAGACCUGAAUCCAGAGAAGCACAUUAGCCAUAAAGCUGCCCUCGAAUGGACCGAGAAUUUACUGGAUUAUCUAGAACAGCAAGAUGACAUGCUUCUGUCGGAUAAACUGGUCCUGCGGAGGCUUCGAACCAUAAUAAGAAGGAAACAGAAGAUCCAGAAUAACAAGAGUCGUUAAGAGUGCGCGGAAGGGUUUCCGUGUGUUUGCAUCUUUGUGACUUUAUCUGCAGUGGAACUUAUUUUCUUGUUUGAAGUGCUGUGGAUUUCCAGGCCAAAUGCAUUUUAUAAAUGAUUUUAGGAUUAGAUGCCGUUUUGGAUUUACUUAAAUGACUGCGCUUUGGUGUCGAUUCUAGGACGUGAGCAUUGACAUGUACUUUGUUUAGCUCCUGUCUCUAAUCUGUGUUAUACUAAUUCGACCGUAAGGUCCCUGAGGCCACGGAUCUCAUGACUGUUUCGUGCCUGAAUUUCAUUGUCUAAUAGAGGACCGUGCACUCUCUAGGCAAUCAAUAAAUCUUACUUCAAUUUUUA